GUUUGCCGUUUACAAUUUUUAUUUUUACUCCAUAUGAUAUCUGCGUAAAGUGGACGUUAAGAUCAUGGCCAGUUUAAGAAAAUUUUCUGCUCACCUGCUCAGAACACGAAUAUGUCAUCAAAUGUUGCUUGACCGAUGUGGCAGUUACAAGUUUAGAUCGGUUACACCUGUAAAAUAUCUGACAAAUUCUGUACAAGGAAAUCAACAGUGUUACACAUUAAAUAUGUCAAAGAAUUAUACAACAAGUAGACCUCUCUUAUCUGAUGAGGUUAAAAAGGCCCAGGGGGCAAAGAGGAUGGGGGAACCAACCAUUUUCUCUAAGAUUGUCGAUAAGUCAAUCCCAGCAGAUAUCAUAUAUGAAGAUGAACUGUGUAUGGCUUUCCGGGACGUUUCACCACAAGCCCCAGUGCACUUUUUAGUGAUUCCAAAGUCCCCAAUACCAGGAAUCAGUGAUGCAGACGUACAGGAAAAAGAGCUUUUAGGACAUCUUUUACUGACUGCUAAACAAGUUGCAGAGCAAGAGAAUCUAUCAAAUGGAUAUAGACUAGUAAUUAACGAUGGACCAGAUGGGGCUCAGUCAGUACAUCAUCUACACAUACAUGUUAUGGGAGGCAGACAGAUGACCUGGCCACCAGGAUGAUAUCUUUGAAUGUGGAGAACUAGAGAUUAUUAAAUGGAAUAUAUUGAUAUUAAAUUAUAUUUCUUUUAUCUUAUGUAUAUGGAUUCAUAGAGGAAUAUUUUUAUUGUUUAUAUUCAGAGGAUACAUAAAGUAAUUGAAAAUUUCCAUCGAAACAGUAAUUAAAACAUAACUGGUAAUGCAUACAUGUACAUGUAUCAGGUAUCAGGUUAAAUAAAGAUAUCUUAGUCAAAUUGAAA
Saccostrea echinata is the source of this 876-nucleotide messenger RNA. RefSeq lists its product as uncharacterized. The transcript has 5 exons. Gene Ontology annotation, cellular component: cytoplasm; mitochondrion. Lineage: Eukaryota; Metazoa; Mollusca; Bivalvia; Ostreida; Ostreidae. Gene Ontology annotation, molecular function: hydrolase activity. The record is from RefSeq and is a predicted model, not a curated record. The coding region runs from base 65 to 640 and encodes 191 amino acids.